This is a messenger RNA of Phlebotomus argentipes, 4214 nucleotides long. RefSeq lists its product as uncharacterized. The record is from RefSeq and is a predicted model, not a curated record. Bases 368 to 4207 code for a protein of 1279 amino acids. Gene Ontology annotation, biological process: protein phosphorylation. Gene Ontology annotation, molecular function: protein kinase activity; ATP binding. The transcript is spliced from 7 exons. NCBI's taxonomy places the organism in Eukaryota, Metazoa, Arthropoda, Insecta, Diptera, Psychodidae.
AGGAAGUGUUGGUUGAAAAGUGAAAAUUCCCCAGGAAAAGUCCACUGGAUGAGAGUUUUCGCACGAGGCUUCUCCACCCGAGCCCACCCUAACGCCGCGUGAAGUGAAAUGUGCGUGUGAUAGCGCGGAGGUGAAGUGCAAAAGCGUGAUUUGCGACGCGACCAGGCAGCGCUCCCACGAAGCUGCCCCAGAGUGCGAGAAAGGGGGCGAAUUUGGGGCGGAUGCAGAUACCACACUGCUCCGUCGGUUGCGUCACAUCCUGCCAGCUGCCGCGAGCGCGUGGGGCCCACGGGAGGAGCCACGCGGAGACAUCAGUGGCGUGUGCCCUUGAAAAUUGUCACCAGAGGAAACCUCACAGUCCGGAGACAUGAAGAAAAUCUUCUCCAAAUUCGAGAAGAAUGAGAAACUGGAGAGUGUCACCAACAGGGAGUCCAGCAACUACAUCGGCAAGGCCUUCACCGUGGGGCGCUCCACGGUCACCGUGGAAGACAUCCUGGCGGAGGGUGGCUUCGCGAUGGUCUUCUUGGUGAAGUCCAACAAUGGGUCUGCGCGAUACGCAUUGAAGCGAAUGUAUGUCAACAAUGACUAUGACCUCAAUGUGGCGAAACGAGAAAUCCAAAUAGCUAGCAACUUGAAUGGCCACAAGAAUAUCAUUGGGUACAUCGAUUCGAGUAUCAGCCACACUGGCAAUGGUGUGUACGAGGUUCUGUUGCUCAUGCCCUUCUGCAAGAACCACAUGCUGGCGAUGAUGAACGCCCGCCUCCAGAGUGGCUUCACCGAGCCCGAGGUGCUGCAGAUAUUCUGUGAUAUUUGUGAGGCGGUGUCGCGACUGCAUCACUGCCAGACGCCAAUCAUUCACAGAGAUAUCAAGGUGGAGAACAUUCUGCUCAGCGACAGUGGGAGCUACGUGCUGUGCGACUUCGGCUCGGCCACGGCCAAGAUCCUCAAUCCCAAUGUGCAGGGCGUGACGGCGGUGGAGGAGGAGAUCAAGAAGUACACCACGCUGUCGUAUCGCGCGCCCGAGAUGGUGGAUCUCUAUACAGGGAGGAACAUAACGACCAAAGCGGACAUCUGGGCGCUGGGCUGUUGUCUCUACAAGAUGUGCUUCUUCACGCUGCCCUUUGGCGAGAGCACGCUCGCCAUCCAGAGUGGGAACUUUGUCAUUCCGGACAACUCGAAGUAUUCGCGCGGGCUGCACAGGCUCAUCCGGUACAUGCUGGAGCCGGAUAUGGAGAAGCGUCCCAAUAUCUACCAAGUCAGUCAGAUUGCAUUUGGUCUGGCCGGCAGGGAAAAUCCGGUGCAGAAUCUUCAUAAACUGCCAGCGCCGUCUUUGGACAGUCUCCCGGAGCCGCAAUUUGAGGCGGAUCAGAAGAGAAGUGCAGCCGUCCAGGGAGCCCCGAAGACACCAAAGUCAACCUCUGUGCUGGUGCCGGAGAGUGGAACGAGUGUGGCGCCGCGACAACGGCCUAAAGCCAGUGCCUCUCAUGCUGCUGCACCUGGACAACUUCCCAUCGCCUUGCCACCGAGUCCUUCACCCCGGAACACCUUGUCGUCGCCUGUGCCCACCACUGAGGCCCCCAAUGAGGCCUUCACGGCUCAAUUCAGCGCGGCUUUUCCGCAGAACGACGAGGUGGCCGUGCCGAGGAGCAACACGGGCGGCAAGGGCGCCAAGGCUGAGCACCUAGAUAGCCUGUUCCAAACCAAUUAUCCGGACCCGUUCAGGGAAUCGGGCGGAGAGAGCGCCGGGCCGCCGCCCACGGCAGGCGCCAGCUGCGAGAGUCUCCCCACGACGUCGCAGGACGUGAUGGGACCCCUGGUCGGCACCCCAACGAAACCACCACAGAUGCUAGUCACUCCCAAAGUUGGUCAUCGUCGCAACAUGAGUGACACGUCAGCCUUCAACAAGGUUUAUGCCAGUGAAACAUCUCAGUUUCUCGCUCCAUUCGAUACAUCGGGCAAGAAUCGUCAGGACUCAACGUCCCCAAUAGCGACAGUUGGUGUGAACUUUUCUUCUGAGCAAAAUAUGCAUUUCACUGCAAAUGUCGCGACGACAACGACUAAACAGCAUCCAACUGAUUUGAACCUCUCAUCGCCAAUCACGGAGAAGGUGAAGCAAGUGGGGAGUGAGAAGAUUGUGAAGAAUAUGGCCGCGUGGAAUCCCUUUGAGGACUCCUUCAGUCAAAUGAGCGAAGAUCACAUCUUCGGGGCGGAGUUUGAUAAGAUUCGUCAUCAGGGCAGCCAGAGUAGUCUCAACAAUCAGGUGAAGACGCCUCCCGGGCAGAACAACCCAGUGACGGUGGCUUCAAGUGGCUCGGGCGCGAUCAGCAGGGUGGAGAGCGAGGAGAAGGGCGGCAUGGAUGAUGAUCCCUUCGGAUCGGCGCCGUUUAGCUUGCCCGUGGCGCUGAGGGAGAAGGCGAAGGCAGUGGCGGCCAGCACGAAGAAAUCUGGAGCCCGAGCCAAGCGAUGGACGCUCCAGUCGGAUGUGCAGGCGUCCCCGAGUGAGAUCAGGGCGUCGCUGCUGGACACGGAAGAGGAGGCGAGCCUCCGGAGGGACGAGAAUGGCGAUGAGGAGAGCGACAAUGGGGAGACGGACAAGUCCUUCAAUCGCACACCACUGCAGGACAGAACUAAGUAUGAAAAGCUCAAGUCCAACUAUGUCACGUCCGACGACAGCGACACGGAAUUCGCCGGCGGCGAGUCGGUGAAGAGGAUCAGCUUCAAGCAGAUUGUGGCGGGGAAUAUCCAGGAGAAGCUAGUGAAUGUGUACCAAAAGGUCGACAAAAGUCACUUGGGGAAGGUGCCGAUUGUGCGGAAGCUCAAGGGGGCAAAGAAGGUGAAAGGGAAGGAGGCUGGGGCGAAGGAAACGGAUGUGGGAAGGACUGGUGAUGGGGAGGAUGACGACAAGGACUCCAUUGGGUCGGCAAGCGAUCUGAGAGAUGAUAUGAUUGAUGAGUUUGAGACGAAAAUCGCUCCAGAUGUGAGGAAUCGCAUUCGCGGUCUGGAUGACGCCAUUAGUGAGAGUAUCAAGACGUGUGGCUCGAGCGCUUAUCACGCUGAAUGCGAGAGUGUCACGACGCAUGAAGACGAUGUGAGCAGAGUUGUGUCGGCAAGGAGGAAAAUUGUGAAGAAACGCAGGGAACUUCAUCCCGAAGCUGAUCAGUUGUCUCCUCCGGAGGAGGAGGACGAUAAUAUCCAUAAGUACGGUGACAAGCCACUCCUUCUGGAUGAUGAACUGGACUAUGACUCCGAGAAUGUGGAUGAAGCGUCUCCUGAAGUGGCAGAAGCUGAGAAAACAGCCGAUGAAGAGGACGUCUUCGCCAUGGCGCCCUUCAAAUUGCCACUGAAGAGCAAACUUCCCACGAAAAGGAACCUCUUUCCCAAGUACACUCCGUCUGAAACCAUCCCGGAAGAUGAUUUUCUGCGACUAAAUGCGCCCAUGAAGACAAAAAUGAUUACAUCCACACCGCUCAAGGCUCUGGAUCAGUUCAAUGAGGUGUCUUUCAAUCCUGGCACUGCUGCCAUCCAGAGUGUCUCCAAUUAUGGUGUCGUGACGGUGCUGAACAGUGCUCCACCUGUCCAGGAAGCUCCGCAAGUGCCGAAAAAGGACUUGUUCGGGUCGGAACCCUUUCCGGAAUCCCUGAAAUCGGUGGUGCACAUCGAGGCGAACAAUAACCAACCCAGUUCUCUGGUCACGGUUAAUAAUGUUGUCGUCACGAGAGCUGAUCCUGUUCAGCGCUUCCCAUCCCGUCCUGUGGACUCCUUUCCGCCACCCAAGAUGAUGGACACGAUGCUGCCCAUUGCGGACAAUGAGUACGUCAAGUUCUCAAGCGACGACGGUCAGAAUCUGGAGGAAUGCGAACUGGAGACGGGGAUGGCGAAAAGUAAGAGUGAGAAGAAGAGCAGCAAAUUCCCGUAUCUGAAGGACAAAACUAAGGCCAAAUCCACGGAGAAGAUUAAGAAGAACAAGGAGACUUCCAAGAAGGCAUCUCUAGCCGAUGAGGGCUCUUCAGCCUUCAACUACCAGAGCCUGAAGCGUGGUGUGAAGAGUGGCUUCAGUAACAUGAGUUUUGAGGACUUUCCAUCCGACCAGGAGAUAGAGGGCGCGGCCAAGUGCACCCCAUUUGAGGUGGUGCGGAAUGAGAAGAUGAUCCUGGAAGCGGAGAAGAAAUUCGGCUCACUUAAGAGGCGACCUCAUCCAUUUUCUUGAAAAAGAG